This is a messenger RNA of Dentiscutata erythropus, 2847 nucleotides long. NCBI's taxonomy places the organism in Eukaryota, Fungi, Glomeromycota, Glomeromycetes, Diversisporales, Gigasporaceae. The record is from the annotation of a GenBank genome assembly.
AUGGUAAAAUCUUAUUUAAGAUACGAGCCUUGGAAAACGUUUGGCGUCAUAACUAGCACGACUUCAAACGUUAUUUACUCUAAGGACGGCACACUUGCAAUCGCUCCAGCAUUAGAAGAAGUUACUUUAUGGGAUUUAAAAAAAGGAAUUUUGAAACGAAAAUGGCUCGACAUUAAUAAUAAAGCAGAAGUGACCGCUAUAGCAAAAAAUCCAAAAAUUAAAGAUAUUAAUUACUAUCGUAUUUUUAGCUAUGCUGAUGGAUCAAUUCGAAUAUGGAAUAUUGAACAAUCAACUUUCUCCCUUAUUUUCAAUGGUCACCGAGGUGCGGUGACAGCUUUGACAUUCGAUAAAUCUGGUACAAGAUUAGCUUCAGGAUCAAAAGAUACUGAUUUAAUUAUUUGGGAUGUAAUUGGUGAAGUGGGACUCUUUCGAAUGCGAGGUCAUAAAGAUCAAAUUACUGCAAUUCGAUUUCUCUGUAAACCACAAUUGGGUGGUGUUAUCUCUGAAGAAACUCCUCAUGGAUACAUCCUUUCAUCUUCAAAAGAUACUCUUCUCAAAUUAUGGGAUCUAAGUACUCAACAUUGUAUGGAGACAGUAGUUGCUCAUCGCAGCGAAAUCUGGGAUUUUGAUAUAUCAAAAGAUGAAACGUUAAUUGUGACUGGAAGUGAUGAUUCUGAAAUGAAAUUAUGGACAAUUGAUCAUGAUGUAUUAGCUCAAGGGCUUGAAUCUGAAAGUACAUUAAAUGAUGAAAGUACUGAGAUAAAAAAAGCAAUCAAAUUUUAUGGAAAUAUAAAAAGAGAAUGUAAAGAACGUGUAAUUACUCUCAAAUUUCAUCCAACUGCCAAUAUAUUGGGUGUUCAAGGUCCUGAAAAAUAUGUAGAAAUUUUUCGAAUUUAUUCAUAUGAAGAGAUAAAAAAAAAAUUGAUUCGUCGUAAGAAACGGCAGAAAGAAAAAAAGCAAAAGAUUGAAAAUUCUAAUAUGGAUAUUGAUAGUGACUUGGUGGAAAUUAAUGCUAAUGAUAUGAUAACAUCUUAUCGGAUGGUUAGAACUAGCGCAAAGAUACGGUCUUUUGAUUUUUCGACAAAAGAUGAUAUUGCAAAAUCUGGCUCGAUAGAGAUUCUCGUGUCUUUAACAAAUAAUAUACUUGAACUAUACACGAUGGGUCUUCCCAUCAAGAAAAAAGAAAAAUUUCUAGAAACUGCCGAUCCAUCAAGGCUUUAUUCUGUUGACCUUUCUGGUCAUCGUAAUGAUAUCAGAACUUUAGCAUUAAGUUCUGACGAUGAGUUAUUAUGCUCUGCAUCAAAGAGCACACUUAAAAUUUGGAAUAUGAGAACUACGUCAUGCCUUCGAACAAUUGAUUGUGGAUACGCGUUAUGUAGCUCGUUCUUACCAGGAGACCGAAAUGUCAUAAUUGGUACAAAAGCUGGGAAUUUGGAAAUAUUUGAUCUCGCAUCUUCAUCUCAAACAGAAUCAAUUAAAGCACAUGAUGGUCCAAUAUGGUCUUUACAAGUUCGACCAGAUAAACGUGAGUUGGUGACAGGUAGCGCCGAUUCUAAUGUAAAAUUUUGGGAAUUUGAUAUGUCUCAAGACGGCGAUACUACUAAUGAACAUCGGACGGGACCUCGUCAUUUAACUUUAAUUCACAAGCGUACACUAAAGAUGACCGAUGAUAUCUUGUGUGUUCGAUAUAGUCCUAAUCAGAAAUUGGUUGCCGUAGCAUUACUAGAUGCUACUGUCAAAGUAUUUUAUAACGAUACUCUAAAAUUUUUCUUGUCUUUAUAUGGUCACAAGUUACCCGUGUUAUCAAUGGAUAUAUCUUCAGAUAAUAAAUUAUUAGUCACUGGUUCAGUUGAUAAAAACAUUAAAAUAUGGGGCCUCGAUUUUGGGGAUUGUCAUAAAUCAAUAUUCGCACAUCAAGAUAGUAUUACGAGUAUUCAAUUUGUCCAAGGUACACAUUAUAUUUUCACAGCUGGCAAAGACAAAUUGGUAAAAUAUUGGGAUGGAGACAAGUUUGAAAAUAUUACAAAACUCGAAGGACAUCACGGAGAAGUAUGGGCAUUGGCAAUAAGUAAACGAGGAGAUUUGCUUGUUUCCGGUUCUCAUGAUAGAUCUAUUAGAAUAUGGGAACAAACUGAUGAGGAGCUUUUUUUGGAAGAAGAACGAGAGAAAGAGUUGGAAGAAUUAUACGAAUCUACUUUGACAACUUCAUUAGAAAAAACGACACUUGAAGAUAAUGUAGAGUCAACUUCUGCUGGAAAACAAACUAUGGAAACUCUCAAGGCCGGAGAGCGUAUUAUGGAAGCGUUGGAUAUUGCUGAUGAUAAUGCUGCAGCUUGGGAAACUUAUACUCAGCUUAAAGAGCGAGGACAAGAUCCUGGGCCACCACCUAAACCUAAUCCUAUUCUUGUUGCACUUGGCAAUUUAACCGGAGAUCAAUAUGUUCUCAGAACUAUUGAAAAAAUAAGGUCUUCAGAACUCGAGGAAGCAUUAUUGGUUUUGCCAUUUACCAAAGUCAUUUCUUUAUUCCAAUAUUUGGAUUUAUGGGCUAAAAAGGAAUGGAAUGUGGCAUUGACAUGUCGAAUAACAUUUCAUCUUCUUAAAGUUCAUCAUGACCAAAUAGUUGCAAAUCGACUUAUUAAACCAAGACUAGAAUCUUUGCAAACACACAUAAGAGCUGCAUUAAAACGACAGAAGGAUUUGUUGGGAUAUAACUCGGCAGCACUUAAAUAUAUUAAACGUGAUUGGGAAAACAAUAAUACAGCAGAGUUCUUUGAUGAUAUACCUAAGAAUGAAGAAAUGGAUUCUGGGUCAUUAACAAAACGGAAAUUUAUAAACUUGACGGUAUGA